Amblyraja radiata (thorny skate) is the source of this 3081-nucleotide messenger RNA. RefSeq names its product selenoprotein N (gene selenon). The transcript is spliced from 12 exons. NCBI's taxonomy places the organism in Eukaryota, Metazoa, Chordata, Chondrichthyes, Rajiformes, Rajidae. The record is from RefSeq and is a predicted model, not a curated record. Gene Ontology annotation, cellular component: endoplasmic reticulum membrane. Gene Ontology annotation, biological process: skeletal muscle fiber development; calcium ion homeostasis.
UAUGGAGGAUUUGGGAAGUGUGUUUGCAGGGAUGUGAUUGGCAAUUGCAAGGGGCCUGUUACAGUGUAGCAGUUCCGCUGGCUGUUGUAGUCUGCUGCUGCCGUCGCUGCCUCCGUUUCCCGGUGGCUCGUAGCUCUGGGCGGCCGGAGAGGGAACGAGAAUGCAUUUGAUUCAAUGCAGCGGGGAGCGGGCGGACCGGAGCUGGAGAUAGAGUCAGAGUCAGAGUCAGUCAGGAAGAUUGCAGGAGCGAUGGCCUCCGCCGCCGUGAGGCAACGCAAGGCGCAGCGGAUCGGGGAAGAGGAGCCCCCGCCGCCGGUCGCUGAGACAGAGGAGCCGGGCAUGGGUCCGGCGAGGAGCGGCCGCUCGGCCCUGCUGCUGCUGCUGUUCCUGUUCGGACUCGGGCUGGGACUGGCAUCCAUGGGCUGGAAAUAUUCCUUGGAUUACCAACGGGCCAAGCAAGAGGAUGCCCUGAAGUCACUUGGGAACGAAGGCUUGUUCUUGUUUUCCUCAUUUGAUGUCAACAACGACUUACACCUCAGUCCUGAAGAAUUUAAACCCCUAGCUGAAAAAUUAACAGGAAUCAGCCAAGCGCCCGACUAUGAAAGUGACGGAGAGACGGAUCCUAACGCGGAGACGUUGACAAUCGAAGCUGAGUUCCAGCCUCUGAUGCUGGAAACUAUGACCAAGAGCAAAGAUGGGUUUCUUGGAGUCUCCCAUGGCACCCUGUCUGGUCUGAGGAGCUGGAAAACUGCGGGAACGCCCUCUGCUGUGUUCAGCACCAGCCUGUUUAAGGCCUUCCUCCCUCUGAAGAAUACAUUUGAGCUGGGAGAGGCAUGGUGGAUCAUCCCCAGCGAGCUAAACAUCUACACCGGAUACCUCUCCAACAAUCGCUUUUACCCGCCGACACCACGAGGGAGAGAGGUCCUUAUUCAUAAACUUCUCGCCAUGUUUCACCCACGGCCGUUUGUAAAGACGAGAUUUGCCCCGCAGGGAGCAGUGGCCUGUGUCCGAGCCGUCAGCGACUUCUAUUACGACAUUGUGUUCCGGAUCCAUGGGGAAUUUCAGUUGAAUGAGCCGCCAGACUUUCCCUUCUGGUUCACGCCAGGACAGUUCACGGGACACGUCAUCCUCUCUAAAGACGGAUCGCACGUUCGAGACUUCUGGAUGUACGUCCCCAAUAGCCGGUCUCUGAAUGUGGACAUGGAGUGGCUGUACGGGACUGGGGACGGGGGCAACAUGGAAGUGGACAUUGGCUACCUGCCCCAGAUGGAACUCAAGUCUGCUGGUCCGUCAAUUCCGAGCGUCAUCGUGGACGAGAAUGGGAACGUCAUCGACAGCUUAGACCCCGCAGGGGAGCCCAUUCAGUUUGUUUUCGAGGAGAUUAUCUGGCAGCAGGAAUUCAGCUUCGAAGAGGCCGUCGGGAAACUGGAGACUACUUUUUAUCCGUUCAAAAAGGUUUCCUACCAUCCCUUCAUCGAAGCCUUCGACCGGGCCAAGGCAGAAGACAAGCUUGUGCAUUCCAUACUACUUUGGGGGGCACUUGAUGACCAGUCCUGCUGAGGUUCGGGGCGGACUCUUCGAGAGACCGUUCUCGAGAGUUCGCCCGUUCUCUCGCUGCUGAACGAGAGCUUUGUCAGCAGCUGGGCCCUGGUUAAGGAGCUGGAGGAUCUUCAGAGCAACCAAGGCAAUGAAAAGCAUGCCCGUUUAGCAAGCCUGCAUUUAGAACACUAUAACUUUCCUGUUGAGAUGAUGAUCGCUUUACCAAAUGGAAAUGUGGUUCACCACAUCAAUGCAAACUAUUUCCUGGAUGUUACUUCCAUGAAGCAAGACGAGAUGGACAAAGGCCUCUUUACCUCUUCACGGUUCGAGGACCCUUCCACUGCAGCUUACGUCCAGUUUUUGAAGGAAGGGCUCGAAUUGGCCAAGCAGUUUGUACCGUCAUAACAUCGGAAUGAAACUAGGGAGUGAUCUUGCUGCUCCUCCUCUGCAUGCCUUGGUGCAUGGACCUCGCUAACUAAAUGCCCAGGGAACCCAGUAAGUCGGACUUCAGAAAACCAAAUCGGAAACCCUGAAGCAGACGACUUUUGUAGCUGAAGUCUGUAUGAGGUAUAUGUUGCUCUUCAACCUCCUAAGAUAAUGAAUCAAUCGUUCUACGUAAAUCUUGCUGGGCGGAAUGAAGAGCUACAGUGAGAAACUAGUGCUGCUCGAGUUAUCACUGAAAGAUUUCAUUGUCGCUUUACGAACUCUCCUUCUCCCGUUAAUAGUCGGAGAAGAGGAAGUGAAAGAAAGAAAGUCAAUUUCAACACUUGUAAUCAGUAUUAUUUCAGGAACUUUAUUUUACAUUCUCACCUCUUUUUCUGGUAAAAUUUUAAUGAUUCCUGGCAGGCUCCAAGACGUCAAUGAAUUUCAUAUUUCCCGCUCAGUAAGCAGCGCUGGUGAGAGUCAGUUUCUGAAUUAGUUCCUCACUGAAAGGGACUUUGAUUAUUGGAGCUUGAAUCCUUGCCUCCCUGCCCUCUCCAUCCUUGUUCCCGUAUCAGGAUAUUUGAGUGAUUUGCUUGAAACCCCGUUACAACUUCAGGUCCCAAUACUUUUUUAAAUUGCCUGCUUUGAAGAGAUCUUGCUCCUCCAUUACGCAAAUGUGCGGCUCAUUAAUGCUGUACAUUCUCACCUGCUCUGCAAGGUCAACAGAGGGGAGGGCAGAACGGGAGAGAGGUCCAAAUACUAGGUGUCAAAUGCUAGAUUUUAGCCCCCAAAGUUUUCAAUACAAGCUCAUUUUGUAAAGGUUAAGGUUCAGAUAAGGAGCAAAAAUGCAAGAGGCUGGUUUGGGGCAUAGGAUCUGUUUGUCUCCAGCCCCUCAAAAUUGUUUCAGUCAAAACAAUUGGCACAAAACGUGUGUUGGCGUAUACUUGUAUUUUUUUUUUUAAUGAGACUGAUUCUAGUUAGCAGGAAGACCACUCUUUAUAAGGCCCUCAAAGUCAGCAACUAUGCCUCGUAGCAGCACCCUUUAUCUGUUACAACAUCUUGAAAAAGAGAGACUGACUUGUGACAACUUUUGCAAACUGGAAGGUGUACUUAAUAUAC